This is a messenger RNA of Scomber scombrus (Atlantic mackerel), 3261 nucleotides long. Its product is annotated as protein shisa-6-like. Gene Ontology annotation, biological process: regulation of short-term neuronal synaptic plasticity; regulation of AMPA receptor activity. Bases 1 to 1713 code for a protein of 570 amino acids. The record is from RefSeq and is a predicted model, not a curated record. Gene Ontology annotation, cellular component: postsynaptic membrane; postsynaptic density; AMPA glutamate receptor complex. The transcript has 8 exons. Lineage: Eukaryota; Metazoa; Chordata; Actinopteri; Scombriformes; Scombridae.
AUGGGGAUAAAGCACCUUUUGCUUCUUUUGAUUUACUUAGACCCGCUGAAUGUCCUGUGCGCCGCCGCCACCAACAAAAAGAGCAAAACCCCGCCGAGGAGGAACUCAAAGGUGAAGGAGGUCAACGGCAGCACCACUGUGGUCCCGGCGGGUAUCCCGGGGAGGAUCACCCAAGUCCAAGCUCCUUCGCUCGGCGUCGUCCAGCACGACACCUGCCUUGGCUACUACGACGUGAGCGGGCAAUACGACAAAGAGUUCUCCUGCAACAACACCGAUCACCGAUUCUGCUGUGGCAGCUGCUUCCUCCGUUUCUGCUGUGCGGACCGGGGGAAGCGGCUGGAGCAGAAGAGCUGCACCAACUACAACACACCGGACUGGAUCAAAACCCAGCCUCCUUCACCGGCGCCAACAGGUGAUAUUUACGACCCGGAGCUGGACCGGACCAACACCACAGUGUACAUCACCUGCGGGGUCAUAACGCUCAUCAUUGCCAUUGGGAUAACUGCUAAAGUUGCCUAUGAUAAAGCCACCAAGCCCCCUCAGGAAAUGAAUGUGCACAGAGCCCUGGCAGAUAUUCUGAAGCAACAAGGACCGGUUCCUAUAUCUCAGUAUGAUCACGAAAACAGCGUAGUGAUCGACGGGUCGCCCAAAGAUGAGACACCGGUCAGAACUUCGAAGAAUCACUACACACCUGUUCACAUGAAGCCAUCAAACCACGGUCACUAUGGGAAAGAAAACAUGCGCAGCGGAGGCCAAGACAUGCACAACUUCAUCUCCUCUGGCUUUGUGACAAUUGGACGUGGACACUUGAAAGCGCAGCACUCCAUAGACGAAUCCUGGCAGGGCGAUCUGGACAUCCCCAUCUCUUACGGAAACCACCACCAUGACUAUCAGCACAGCCACCUGGAUCUCACUGCGGUCACACCUAAAAUGGCCCACAGACAAAUGAGAUACGAGAGACCCCAGCGGAUGAACAACAUCCUGACCUCGGCCACCGAGCCCUACGACCUGUCGCUCUCCAGAUCCUUCCAGAACCUCAGCCAUCUGCCGCCCUCCUACGAGCUGGCCCUCAAGUCUGACUUAAGUGAUAAAGACGUAGAAGAAUACUACACAAGAAAGCAUCACCAUCAUGACUUUGGCGGCCGAGGACCGACACACAUGGUGAAGCUGAAUGCAGAGCCUCCGCAGCACCAGCAGCACCAGCAGCACCAGCAACACCAGCAGCGUCAGCGUCCCCACCGUGUCCAGAGGGCCAUGUCCCAGGAUCACGUGCUGUCUCCUCCCAGGACACCGCGUCGCGGAGACUACGGCCUGUCUUCGUACGGUGUCAUGGCAGCUGCUGCGUACGGGAGCAGCCGCCACCUCUCAGAGGAACAGCUACUGUCAGCGGACCGCCUCCACUCCCAGGAUCCUUUGCUGUCCCCGGCGAUGCGGCGCGACAAGUUCCGGGAGAAGGCGAUGGCGCGGGCGAUGUCUCACGCCGACAUGCUGAUGCCCACAACGCCUGUCGUGGACCGCCACAAGAUGACCAAGAUGCACUCUCAACCCAGUGCCUCUAACGACUCCUACAACACGCUGACGGUCAACCAUGCGUCCACGUCUAAGAGGCAGGCGUUUGCCUCCCGACGAACACACACGGUGGACCACCUACAGUACAUUCCCGGCCACCACCACACAUACCGCACUGCCAGUAAGAACGAGGUAACUGUUUAACUGCAGAGUGGCUGGAGCGAAGGAUUCAACAGAAAUCUCCAAAAUCAGCAAGUUUCUUCAGCAGAGGUCUUCUGUCUACUUGUUUUAAAAAAAAACAAAAAAAACAACCUCCUACAUUAAAACUCUUCCUGCUUUUUAGCACAAGCUUCCUGUGUCAUCCAGAUUUUGGGUAACUAUAAUCAACACUGGCAAAGACAUUUCUCUCUUAGAGCAUCAUAAGGGCUUUGCGCGUUGACACAAAGAGGGAUCCUUCAUGUCAGAUGUUUGACAGCGUGAAGAAAAUAUUUUUUAAACCGGACAUGGGACUGAAAGAGAAUUGUAUUAACUUUAUAAAUAUAUAAAUAUACUAUAUUUACUAUUUGUAUUUUCAGUCCUUGUUAUAGCUUUAGAGAUUCUCAUUGAACGUGACUGAUGUAAGCACUUCAAGUGGUGCCUCUUAAAUUUGUCCCAUUUCAACGAUGAAGUGGAUUUGUGGGUUAAAAAGCACAAUUAAUGACUUCCCUUUUUUUGUUUUAUUUUAUUCUUCUUCUUUGAUAAACGGCCAGAACAUAUCAGCUUAUUAGUGAAAACAGAGGCUAUUUCUGUUGCAUACAAUAGAUGAUUGUAAAUAGGCUAUAUUAGCAGCAUUAAAACAAGAAAAGCUGGUCCUUUGGCGCUAUUGUUUUCCUUUAUUUUAGUUUUUUUAUCUCCCACCUGGAAUCUAUAAUGGAUUCUCAAUUAAUAGUUUUAACUUUAGAUAAGGCAGAGUUCCCAAAUUGAUAUUAUUUCCACAGAUGUCUCCAAAACACGUGGACAUAAUAUGUAUAUGGGGAGUUUUUUCUUUUCUUUUUUAACUGUGCUUGUAGCAUAGAACGAGUGUGUAUGAACCUUUUACCACUGUCAAAUGGCAGCUUCAGUCUGCAGGUGAAAAUGGAACCUAAUGGCUAAUGAAUUAGCUUAAUUUUAUGUUCACAUCCUUGUCCUUGCUUUCUCACCCACGCCCACACCCUGCUCUGUUUGUGAUUGGCCAGCUGAGGAGGUCCAGCGGUAGUUUUGUGUCGAUGUUUUGGCAGAAUCAAUCAGCAGUAAAGAGGACGUCAUCGUCAUAAUCGCUAAUCAAUCAAGCAUUAAUUAAAACUGUGAACUGUUUUCCCACAUGUUUUCAUUAAAGCAAUGCCUUAUUGUAUGGAAUCCCAUAUGCUCUUAAUUGAACAAUCAUGCUUUUGUCAUGUGUCUCGGCUUGUGUGCAAUAUAUUGAUCAUGAUUUACCAGCAGAACCAGCAGUAAAAAGCCUGUACAGUGAUAGAUGAUACAGUACAUAUACCUCAAAAUCACAUUUUGGAAGGAAAUCAAUCAAUAAGUGGAUAGCAUUCAUAUUGGAGAUUUGAUAAAUUAGAUUUGCAUUCACUUAAUUCACCUUGUUUGAGGUUCAUUGGGCUCAUAAGUAGGAAUACAGUGCUCUUUUUUUCAAGAGGAGAGUAGAGGUCUUCACACAUUCACUUGGUUCCUAUUUGAGACCGAAUCCCACAGGGUCCAAAUUAUAUUCCGUCUAAUCGGGUCGGUAGAGUC